CCUUUGCUUUCGGUAUGAGAGAUUCUCGAGCGCUCUAGAAGCGUCGAACGAGCUGCGUCACUGGGCGAGAAGCGAGGACAGAGACACGCGAGGAGAAGUGCUCGUGCUCGGCUUUUCUCUUCAUUCAAAUAAACAACCGGGGCGACGCCGACUUCACUGCAGAACCGUUCACAAAACAAUCCCAAAAUAGUAACCGAGAUGCAGCCAGCUACUGGAAAGUGGUAUGACAGAAGGGACUCAGUCUUUAUUGAGUUUUGUGUUGAAGACAGUAAAGAUGUCAAAGUUAAUUUUGAAAACUCAAAGCUUAGUUUCAGUUGUCUUGGAGGAGUAGAUAAUGUUAAAUAUCUAAAUGAAGUUGACCUUUUUGAUGCAGUUGAUCCAAAUGUAUCCAAACACAAGCGUACUGACAGAUCUGUUUUGUGUUGUUUACGGAAAGCAGAAGCCGGCAAGUCGUGGCCUCGAGUCACAAAAGACAAGGCAAAGCUGAACUGGCUCAGUGUUGAUUUCAAUAACUGGAAAGACUGGGAAGAUGAUUCAGAUGAAGAAGCGUCCAGCUUUGAUCGCUUCUCAGAUAUGAUGAACAAUAUGGGAGGUGGUGAAGAUGAUUUGCCAGACGUUGAUGGAGCAGAGGAUGAGGAAUCGGCUGAUAGUGACGAUGAAAAAAUGCCAGAUCUGGAGUAAAGAAAAACAGGAAUACUUAUACAGCUGGAAAGAAGAAUUAUCACAACUGUAAAGAAAAAAAAAAAAUAGAUUUGAGUUGGUAGCUGUACAAGACUGUUUGUUUUUUGCAUCUUUCAAAGCCAUUCUCACCCAGUAUAAAAGGCUUCACUGAGGGUUGAUGCGUACCAUUGUACUGGCCUGUCUUAACUCCAUGGACAGUGCUGUACUUACAUGUUUUGUUUAUGCAUGAAAUAUUACCAGACUUUUCAUAAUGUAUAGUUAUUUGUUUAAAAACAACACAAGCAAUGGCUAUGGUGAAAGGUGUGUUAAAAGGUUUGACAUGAAGUGUACAAAAAAAAAAAUAAA
Messenger RNA from Acipenser ruthenus (sterlet), 1026 nucleotides. Its product is annotated as prostaglandin E synthase 3-like. Bases 199 to 681 code for a protein of 160 amino acids. Lineage: Eukaryota; Metazoa; Chordata; Actinopteri; Acipenseriformes; Acipenseridae. The transcript has 8 exons. Gene Ontology annotation, cellular component: cytosol; nucleus. The record is from RefSeq and is a predicted model, not a curated record. Gene Ontology annotation, biological process: chaperone-mediated protein complex assembly; telomere maintenance via telomerase; protein folding. Gene Ontology annotation, molecular function: protein-folding chaperone binding; Hsp90 protein binding; prostaglandin-E synthase activity.